UACUCUGUAAAUACGACCAAACAGUUUUUUUUUUUUUUUCAAAUUAUUGCACUAUUAUUUUAUUUUGAGAACAUAUACAUUAUGUGACUACCCUUACCCUCUCCGUAUAAGAGAUAGAUAGAGGGAGACAGAAAGAGGCGCAGGCUGGUAGCUGUGCCUGUGAGCGUGUUUCUUUUCUCACCUACUAUAUCAGGACUUGUCUUCUCAUUUUCAUGAAGAAAUUAUUUGGGUUUUUGUUUUGCUUCAAAGGAAACAUAGAAUACGACUCUUUCUUCCUCCUCGCUCCAAGUUCCUGCAUAUUUGCAAUGAGGCAAGAUUGAAUUUUUGCGUCUUCUUUUUUGGUAUACACCUCUCUCACUAAUUUGCCAGUUUUUUACUGUUGAGCGUUUUUCACCUUUGGAUGCCAAACUCAUGUAGAAAGGUCACGACUUUAGCCUCAGAGAAAUGGGAAUCGAUGGAGAUGUGAUUCUUUAGCGUCUUUCUUGCGAAGAUAUUGAGUUAAAAUUCGAUUUUUAUCCCAUAUGCUCUAUUCCUUAUCAUUUCGAAGCACUUGAAAGCCUUCCUCUAGCUCAGUCACUCAACUCUAUCUAUAUUUGCUUUCGGGUAGCUCCCUCCUCCCAAAAAGGAGGUAGUGGCGUUAAACCUCUUGUUCAUUUUGAAGCUACUUUGAGUUUGACUUUUAUGAUUGGAAAAAUUGAAACUUGAUGCCGGUGGAGUGUUGGUCUUGGACUAAAAAUGGAGUUUCUGGAUUGAAGAUGUUGGUUUGCACUUUCACGGUUGUUUUGGCUUUGAGCUUCUGCUUCCAUUUAUAGGAGGAUCUUUGUGCUUGUGGGGCUUUUAUUAGUCCUAUGGAGAAAAGAAGAUACAGUCCCCAACAUACCACCACCAAAGUCACAGCUAUGCUUUUGUUGUUGAGUUUUUGCUUUCACCCCAUAUUGGUACAAUGCCAAGAAAGUAGGACUAAAAGGACAAGACACCUCUCUACUGAAAUUCCAUCGCCUUCUAGACCUCCUCAUUUCAGUUCAGGGCUCAAAAGGAUCCUUCUUAGUAUCGUUUUAGGAGUCUUAACUGGAUUAACAGGAACCAUUCUUUGCGCUUUUGCGGUCCGUUGUUUGAUUCGUUAUAUGAACCGAACUCCAAUCCUCAAAGGCCCUGUUAUAUUUUCUCCAAAAAUCGCUCCCAAAACUCUUCAAUCAGCUCUUGCAAGCGAAAACCAGUUGCUGGGUUCCAGCUCAAACGGUAAAUACUACAGGACGGUUUUAGACAAUGGGCUCACAGUUGUUGUCAAGAGGCUAGAACCAUUUGAGAGCGGUUCGCCGGAGAGGCAAAGCAAGUCUCUCAAGCGAAGGAUACAGCGGGAGUUAGAAAGACUAGCUAGCUUGAGACACAGGAAUUUGAUGAGUUUAAGAGCUUAUGUUCGAGAAUCUGAUAGGUUUUCUCUGGUCUACGAUUUUGUGCCAACUGGUAGUCUUGAAGAUGCAAUGAAUAGAGUGAGAGACAAUCAGUUGCAGCUCAGUUGGGAAGUUCGCCUUCGGAUUGCAGUUGGGGUUGUUAAGGGGCUUCGAUAUCUUCACUUUGAAUGUGUCCCUCAUAUUUUGCAUUUUAAUUUGAAGCCUACAAAUGUGAUGUUGGAUGCUGAAUUUGAGCCAAGGUUGGCAGAUUGUGGAUUGGCUAAGCUCAUGCCCAAUUUGGAUAGAGCCACAUCUGGCUACAGCGCUCCUGAAUGUCUCCAGAAUUCCAGGUAUACUGAUAAGAGUGAUGUAUUUAGCUUUGGGAUGAUAUUGGGUGUUUUGUUAACUGGGAGAGACCCUACCGACCCAUUCUUUGGGGAAGCAACUAGUGGAGGUAGCUUAGGUCGUUGGCUUCAGCAUUUGCAGCAAGCCGGGGAGGCAAGGGAAGCACUUGACAAGAGUAUACUCGGAGAAGAAGGUGAAGAAGAUGAGAUGCUCAUGGCAGUUAGAAUUGCUGUCAUAUGCCUAUCAGAUUUGCCAGCGGAUAGGCCUUCUAGUGAUGAACUUGUGCUCAUGCUGUCCCAACUGCACAGUUUUUAACAGGAAUGUAAGUAUUUUCGCUAAACUGUGGUAUGCAAAUUUUGGAAAUCAGGUUUCUGCUUUGAAGGUUUGGUUUGCAAUUCUGAUGGGGGCUUUAACUUGUUAACAAAUUGCGAAAAGACCUUAGAUAGCUGCAUAAAGUUGUGGCCUUUUUGCUUAGUUUCUAUUUCUUGAAUUUGUAUUGCUAAUCAUAUCAUACAGUUUUGUGUACACGACUUGUGACUGUAAUUGAGGAUUGAUAUAGUCAAGGGACUUACUUACGCGAGAGAAAGAACUGUUUUAUCAAUGACUGCGUGGGACAUAUCUCUAUUAUUGUGUUCUCAAAAAAUGAUGGUGGGGUAUUGUACUGUUGGCUGUCUGUACUUGGACAGAACUUUUCUGAAGUGACAAGCCCUUUUACCUUGAAAAAA
Molecule: messenger RNA, 2461 nt
Organism: Jatropha curcas
Lineage: Eukaryota; Viridiplantae; Streptophyta; Magnoliopsida; Malpighiales; Euphorbiaceae
Gene: CRN
Product: Protein kinase superfamily protein
Biological process (GO): protein phosphorylation
Molecular function (GO): ATP binding; protein kinase activity
Source: RefSeq, a predicted model, not a curated record